AUGUCUAAACGGCGAGUUGGUGGCACUACUAAGGCCAAUGGGUUGAGCAUUGGUCGGUCGAAGGAAGACACGAAUCUUUUGGAAGCUUUGAAGCUUUACGAGAGCAAAAACUACAAGAAAUCGCUGAAGUUGGUCGAGGCGAGUUUGAAGAAAAACUCGCAACACACGGACUCGCUGGCGCUGAAGGCCUUGAAUCUGUACUGUACGGAUCAGAAGACGGAGGCGGAAACGUAUGUGCAAAGAGUGCUCGCGAAAGGCAGUGCCGGAGGUCCUUCCCCCAUCGGACUUCACAUUCUGGGCAUCUACAUGAGAAACGAGAAACGGUACUCCGAAGCUGCAAAGUUCUUCCAGACGUCGCUGGACAACGGGUCGAACAAUAAGCAGAUUUACAGGGAUCUGGCCACACUCUACGCUCAGGAGCACGACUACAAAAACUUGUUAAAAGCUCGUCAGGCCUACUGGGAAGACUUCAUGGGCUACCGCGCCAAUUGGACGUCCCUGGCCAUUGCACACGACCUAAAUGGCCAGCCUCAAGAGUCGGCAAACGUGCUCACCAAGUUUGAAGAACUCGCGAAGGGAAAAUUGGGGGAAGCCGAGUUGUACGAGCAUAACGAGUGUCUCAUGUACAAGAACGACCUUUUGUUCCGGGCAGCUGGCGAUGACCAUGACAAACUACAACGCGUUUUCAAACACCUAGACGAAAUCGAGCAAGAUGUCUUUGACAAAUACGCCUGGCUUGAGAGACGGGCUGCUCUGUACAUGAAGAUGAACGACAAGCAAAACGCUUCAAAGGUUUACCGGACUUUGAUCAAACGGAACCCCGACAAUUUCCGCUACUACAGGCUCUUGGAGAUUGCGUUGGAAGUUCAAGGCGACGAAAAGCGCAGAUCCAUACUGUACAGUAAUUUGGAGCGCUUCUACCCGCGCGCCGAGCCUCCUAAAUUCAUUCCGUUGACUUACCUAAAGAAUGAGGCAGAGUAUGCUCAAAAAUUGAGCGCUUACCUUCUGCCCCAAAUCGAGCGUGGUGUUCCUGCCACUUUCAACAACGUGAAGCCAUUGUACAAGAAAGACACUGAUCGCACUUCUAGGCUGGCAGAGAAGAUUAUACUCGACUUCCUAGCCGAUCUUGAUCAAACCAAGUCACCCCUUACAUAUGUGUGGGCAAACUACUACCUGUGCCAGCAUUUCAUGUUUUUGAAGGACUAUACCAAGGCUAGAGACUACAUUGAUGCAGCCUUGGCUCACACUCCUACCAUGGUUGAGCUUUACAUUUUGAAGGGUAGGGUCUUGAAGCAUGCUGGUCUUUUAGUUGACGCCGCCGAAACCGUCAAUGAAGGUAGAGAACUGGACCUUCAGGACAGGUUCAUUAACACCAAAACAGUAAAGUAUUACUUGAGAGCCGACAUGAUCGAAAAAGCGGUCGAAGUUGUUUCUAUUUUUACAAAAAACGAUGGCUCCGUUAACGGAGUCAUGGACUUGCAUCUGAUGGAAGCAUCGUGGUUUGUCGGAGAGUUGGCAGAGUCUUACUACCGGUUGUAUUUGAGCAAUAAACAAAAAUUGAAUGAUUUGAAGAAGACCGAGGUGCUAACAGAAGAAGAAGCGCAGAUCGAACGCUCGAAUCAAAUAAGACUUCUCACGUACGAGACAUCGAAGUUUGGUGGUCUGGCUCUGAAGAGAUGGACCGCAAUUGCCAAAUUUUUCAAACAGUUCAAAGAUGACCAGUUGGACUUCCACUCGUAUUGCAUGCGCAAGGGGGUCCCAAGAGCUUAUUUGGAAAUGUAUCAAUGGGGUAAAUCUGUCUUUACAUUGCCAAUGUAUGUGAGAGCCACUAAAGGUGCUGCCAAGCUUUAUUUUGGCCUUCAUGACGCUAUGAAAUUGUCCAAUGAGAUUGAAAACGAAGAAGAAUCAUCAUCUGCAGCCAAAAAAGGUGGAAAAAAGGCCAAGAAGGAUGCUGCUGCUCUCAAGAAGCGUGUUGACGAGGACAAGAAAAGUAGUUUGGCCUACGAAAAGGAUGAAGACAUUCUGGGCGAGAAACUUAUCUCAACAACAAAGCCUUUGCAAGACUUUUUCGACAAGUUUUACGCGAAUUACGCCAAGGAAGCGACCGAUGUCACUAAGGACUACGUUCUUGAAUUCGAGUAUCAAUUGAGGUGCGGGAAACUACCGCUUUGUGUUGGAGCGCUAUCGAAAUUCGCGGACAUUUACGGCGAGAAAAACAGCACAGUCGGAGCCAUGGUUCUGAGCGUGUUGGAAAAAGUGAAAUAUGAUUCUGAAAUUGACGAAAUGACGAAAAAGCUUGCAUUGAAGGGUUUGGAGCGCCAAUUUCCCUCGCUACCUUUAGAUCAACUAAACGUGGAAGCUUUUGAAUGGCUGGCAUAUUUCCAGGAGACAUUUGAGACUCCUAAACUCGACGCUCUUCUGCUGCUUCGGCAUUCUGUGUCCCAGAUAGUCGGUAUUGAUGCUAUCAAACAAUUGAUUUUGGAAAACUUGGGUUCUCAAGAGCCUAUCGUCCAGGACUCUGUGCUCAAAUACGAACUCAACUAA
This is a messenger RNA of Lachancea meyersii CBS 8951, 2544 nucleotides long. Lineage: Eukaryota; Fungi; Ascomycota; Saccharomycetes; Saccharomycetales; Saccharomycetaceae. The record is from the annotation of a GenBank genome assembly.